UUUCUCUCUGGGCGCGUUUCACACUCACUCUCUUCCAUUGCUUUCCGGCGACGAGCACACAUCACGGCGCUGGCAUGGGUUUCCGGACAAUUUAUGCAUUGACCUGCGCAACAGCGACAUGACAACCCUCCGAGCAUUCCGCAUCCCGAAAUAGCUCGCCAAAAGAAAAAUAUAACCCGAGUCUGCGACAGUGCGACAAGCAGCGAUAUAGAUCGUCAUGGUCUCGGGAGCGGCAGCUGUGGCGAUGCGCCGCGCCACGCUGCUCCCGCAACGCGGCCUCGAACGCGGCCUCGGCCAUGCGAGCAUACCAGCGGCCGCCGUAGCCGCUGUUGUUCCUCUCCCCGCCACGACCCUCGCCAUCACAUGCCGACCGACCACCCGCACUUUCUCUUCCGGUUUCGGGGCCCCGAAGACCCCUUCGAUACCCCGGACGCCGGCGUCCACCGCCCCCGCGAGCACUACGUCGUGUCUGCCUGCCGGGCCCCGGCAAUGGCUGGGACAGCCCAGAUGGGCGUCGCCGGCCAGCGCGCUUCGAUACCUCUCGAUGACGCGCUCGACUCUCCAGCAGGAGAAAGGGGGCUUGAGGGGAGUAGGAGUCACAGCCGGCAAUAAAAACGCCCCAGCUACGACGGAUCCGAAAGAGGAGGAGGUUGGCGCCGAGCCUCUCGAAGCCCGCGACUUCCACAGGAGCGAGAAGGCGGCCAAGGCGGCCCAGAUCAACAUGAGCGCGCGGCUCUCUAAGGAAGGCGUUGGCGCGCGGGGCAAGCCCGGCUUGUCCGAAGUCUGGAGGCUCAUCAAGAUCGCCCGGCCCGAGAUCAAGUGGUUGAGUGCCGCCUUUGUCCUGCUCCUCAUCUCCUCGGCCGUCACCAUGUCGAUCCCCUUCUCCGUGGGCAGGAUCAUGGAUAUCUCCACCCAGGGCUCGAUCGACGAAGCCAAGAUCUUCGGAGUCACCCUUCGGCAGUUCUUCUACGGCCUAGCUGCGGUCCUGACCAUCGGCGCGUCGGCCAACUUUGGGCGCAUAAUACUGCUCCGCAUCGUGGGCGAGCGCGUCGUGGCGCGGCUGCGCACCCAGCUGUACCGCCGCACGUACGUGCAGGACGCCGAGUUCUUCGACGCCAAUAGGGUCGGCGACCUGAUCUCGCGCCUGAGCUCGGACACGGUCGUCGUCGGCAAGAGCAUCACGCAGAACCUGUCCGACGGCCUGCGGGCGCUGGUCAGCGGCGCGGCCGGCUUCGUCAUGAUGGCCUGGCUGAGCCCGAAGCUGACGUCCGUCAUCUUCGUCAUGGUGCCGCCGAUGGCCAUCGGCGCGUUCCUGUACGGGCGCAGCAUCCGGCAGCUGAGCAGGCAGAUCCAGAAGAACCUCGGCACCAUGAGCAAGAUCGCCGAAGAGCGGCUGGGCAACGUCAAGACGAGCCAGGCCUUCGCCGGCGAGGUCCAGGAGAUCCACCGGUACAGCAACCAGGUCAGGAAGGUCUUCUCGCUCGGCCGGAAGGAGGCCUUCAUCUCGGGCACCUUCUUCGCCUCGACCAGCUGGGGCGGCAACAUGACCGUCCUGGCCAUGCUGAUCGUGGGAGGCAACCUCGUCCGGUCCGGGUCCAUGUCGGUCGGCGACCUGACCUCGUUCAUGAUGUACACCGUCUUUGCGGGCUCCAGCCUCUUCGGGCUCAGCGGGUUCUACUCGGAACUUAUGAAGGGGGUGGGCGCCGCCAGCCGUCUGUUCGAGCUCCAGGACCGCAAGCCGACGAUCCACCAGACCACGGGCAUGAAGGUAGCCUCGGCUCAGGGCCCCAUCAAGUUCUCCAACGUCAGCUUCGCCUACCCGACGCGGCCGGCGGUGACCAUCUUCAGCGACCUCGACUUCGAGAUCCCGUCGGGGGCCAACGUCUGCAUCGUGGGGCCCUCGGGCGGCGGCAAGUCGACCGUGGCCUCGCUGCUCCUGCGCUUCUACAACCCGACCAGCGGGACCAUCACGAUCAACGGCGUCGACAUCUCCAAGAUGAACGUCAAGUCGCUCCGGCGGCGCAUCGGCAUGGUGGCGCAGGAGCCCGUCCUCUUCUCGGGCACCAUCGCCGAGAACAUCGCGUACGGCAAGCCCGAGGCCAGCCGGGCCGAGAUCGUGGCGGCGGCCAAGAAGGCCAACUGCGGCUUCAUCAGCGACUUCCCGGACGGGCUCGAGACGCAGGUCGGGCCGCGCGGGGCGCAGCUGUCGGGCGGGCAGAAGCAGCGCAUCGCGAUCGCGCGGGCGCUCCUCAAGGACCCGGACAUCCUGCUGCUGGACGAGGCGACGUCGGCGCUCGACGCCGAGUCCGAGACGCUCGUCAACGCCGCGCUCGCCGCCCUCCUCCAGGGCCGCCGCCGCACCACCAUCUCCAUCGCCCACCGCCUCUCGACCAUCAAGCGCUCCGACCGCAUCAUCGUCCUCUCCAGCGAGGGCACCGUCGCCGAGGUCGGCAGCUACGCGGAGCUCAGCGCGGACAAGAACAGCGCCUUCAGCAAGCUGAUGGAGUGGCAGCUGAGCGGCGGCGACGCCCCGCCGGAACACAGGCCUCCGAGUGCCGGGGGCAGGAUCUUGGAGAGGGAGGAGAUCGAGGAAGAGUUGCGCCGCCGUGAGGAGGAGGAGGAGGAGGAAGAGGAGGAAGAGGGGAGUGAGAGGGAGUCGGCCGAAGAAAAAGAGAAGAAGAAGAAGGAGGAGGAGGAGGAAGCGAAGCGGGAAGAAUAGAGGGCUUGAGGAAGCGUAACGGUCUUUGUGGAAUCAAGCCCGGAUCUUCAGCCGCCUGGUGUUGUUGCCCUUGAGGGCGGGUGGGUUAGCAAUGCCCGUCAUCUCGAUUUGAAGAAGAGGGAAGAAAAAAAAAAGUAUAGUACGACUGGGGGGGUUGUCUCGAUCUCG
Thermothelomyces thermophilus ATCC 42464 is the source of this 2887-nucleotide messenger RNA. RefSeq lists its product as uncharacterized. Gene Ontology annotation, cellular component: membrane. Bases 545 to 2719 code for a protein of 724 amino acids. The record is from RefSeq and is a predicted model, not a curated record. Gene Ontology annotation, molecular function: ABC-type oligopeptide transporter activity; ATP hydrolysis activity; ATP binding. The transcript has a single exon. Lineage: Eukaryota; Fungi; Ascomycota; Sordariomycetes; Sordariales; Chaetomiaceae. Gene Ontology annotation, biological process: transmembrane transport.